AUGUCUUCUAUCAGAAGGGUACCUCAGACAACUCCCGCAUUACUUCCUUCUAUCCUGGCACCUGCACGCCCAUAUGGCCCGCGGUCUCUGCCUUUGCUUGUGAACUCUCAGCCAUCUCGAGGGUUGGUCGAAACCAAGAAGGCACGAAAGCCCGCCGUAGCCCCGGACCUUAGUGACCUGUACCAAGAGACGAAUUACUUGCGAAGUAUCGUUCGAAGUAUUCCAUUUAUCUUCGAGAAGCCUUCAGCCCCAGCCCCAGCACCAGCAACUCCCCAGAGCGCUGAGUUUCAGUUUCCCUUGGCAACACUCUUCAAGGCUCCCACACGCGAGCUCGGGCUCUCACUCAAAGAUGCCUAUCUCAGUGCAUUAUAUGAGCAUGGAAUCGUCGGCAUCGAGCUCGGGUUUGAAGAUCCAGACAGUCAGUUCAUCCUGGAUGUUGUCAAGACACUUGGAUUCGAGGCAGACACGCACUCCAACACUCAAGGUGCUCUCUGGGAUGUCACAUUUAAGCCUGAAGGUGUGCUGAGUACAGCCAAUGGAAAGACGGCACACAGUAUCUCGCAUUCCCUGGGCGAGUUCGCUUGGCACACUGAUGGUGCUUUUGAACAGAAGCCAACUCGCUUUUUUGGUUUCCAUAUCAUUCAUCCAGACAAGAUGGGCGGCGGUGUCUUCCGGGUACUUAAAGCAGAAGACUUAUUCUCGCUGCUCUCUCCUUCGACCGUUGAUGUCCUUACGAACUUCGAAUUCGAUCUCCGAGUACCUCCGGAAUUCCACAAGGGAGUUGACACGGUGAAAGGAAAAGUCCUCCAUAUUGAUAGUGAAGGCAAGCCAUACGUCCGAUACCGACGCGAUAUCUUUCUUGAUCCGCCAAGCGCCAACAAGGCAGCAUGUGAUGCUGUGGCCGAACUUACACAACUCCUCAACGAACCAGAAAAGAUUGGCGAGGCGGUCCCUUCGUUCGCAUUCAAGGAGAACAUGGUCUUGCUCAUGGACAAUGCUCGGUUCCUGCACUCUCGGACAGACAUCAAGGACCGGAGGCGCUGGUUGCGACGAGUAAGAUUCCACGAGAAUCCAUCCAUCAAGGCAUGA
Paecilomyces variotii is the source of this 1089-nucleotide messenger RNA. RefSeq lists its product as hypothetical. Bases 1 to 1089 code for a protein of 362 amino acids. The record is from RefSeq and is a predicted model, not a curated record. Gene Ontology annotation, molecular function: oxidoreductase activity. Lineage: Eukaryota; Fungi; Ascomycota; Eurotiomycetes; Eurotiales; Thermoascaceae. The transcript has a single exon.